Messenger RNA from Varanus komodoensis (Komodo dragon), 3077 nucleotides. RefSeq names its product hedgehog acyltransferase (gene HHAT). NCBI's taxonomy places the organism in Eukaryota, Metazoa, Chordata, Lepidosauria, Squamata, Varanidae. Gene Ontology annotation, biological process: protein palmitoylation. The record is from RefSeq and is a predicted model, not a curated record. The transcript is spliced from 13 exons. The coding region runs from base 237 to 1784 and encodes 515 amino acids. Gene Ontology annotation, cellular component: endoplasmic reticulum. Gene Ontology annotation, molecular function: palmitoyltransferase activity.
UGUUCUAUGAAUAUUUCAGGUGGCUUCCUGGAACAAGAGUGAAAAUCCCUCUUCCAGUGGAAAUGCUUCUGAAAGAGGGGAAGCUUGCUGUGUAGCAACCAGGGAGAUGACCUUCUCUGUGGAGGCACCCCAUCUUUGGAAUGACCUUCUUGAAGGUGGACAAAGGCUGAUGUCAUUUUCGCACCAGGUGCUACCUACUGGAGUGUUGUCCUCCUGGGUUGCAGGAAGCCCCAAAAAUGUCAUUGCAGUUAGUGAUGUUGCCAGGAUGGGAGCUGUAUCUUUACAUUUUCCUUUCGUUUGGCUUUCAUUUCUACUCUUUUUAUGAAGUCUUCCAAACAUCUCAAGAAUAUGAAGAAGAACUUGACAGAGAAUUUGAACUGGAAACUGGUAAGCUGUUUGGGGAGUUUAGAAAGGAUCCAAUGGAUUUUGAAUGGAGUUUUUGGAUGGAAUGGGGCAAAGGAUAUAUAUUGUGGCUUCUCUUUGGUCACUUAGUGGUGUCACAGAUGUCCAGUCUUUACAUGAAGAAGUACAAACCCUGGUUUCUGAUGGCCUAUGGCAUGGCAGCCUGUGGUUUUCUGCUGGGUACCAAUGGUCUCGCCAUGAUUUUUCUACACGUUGCAAUCUCAUACUUAGUUGCUCAGUUUAAGAAUCCAGUUCUGACAUGGCUGAACUCAUUGCUUCUUCUGUCAACUCUGCAACUGUCUGCCUUGGAAGAAAUAAAGAGGAGCUGGUAUGCCAGUGAAAGUGAGUAUUACUUGCUUCUUUUCACCCUGACUGUCCGCUGCCUCUACUAUACAAGCUUCAGUUUAGAACACUGCUGGCGGAAGCCUGCUGAGACGAUACAUCACUCAUUCCUUUGGAUGUUGGCGUAUACCUUCUAUUAUCCUGUUAUCCACAAUGGACCCAUUAUCACCUUUGAUGAAUUUUAUCAACAGAUGAAUAAAGAAGAAUCCUUCUGUUUGAAGUCUAAACUCUGUGAUUUCAUCUUGGGUGCCCUUCGUAUUUUGAUUUGGUGGUGGCUGGCAGAGGCCAUGAUUCAUUUUAUGUAUAUGCAUGCCAUCUACAGCAGCCCUGCACAUCUGGAAGCAGUAAGCUACUGGACCUUAGGUGGCUUGGCACUGGCACAAGUCCUGUUUUUUUAUGUGAAGUACCUUGUUCUCUUUGGAGUUCCCAUACUUGUUAUCCGAAUGGAUGGACUCAGGCCUCCUCAUUUACCUCGCUGUGUAAGCACCAUGUACAGUUUUUCUGGAAUGUGGAGGAGCUUUGAUGUUGGACUGCAUAGGUUUCUUAUUAGGUAUAUUUACAUCCCAAUGGGAGGAUCCCACUGCAGCAUGUUUAAGAUGAUGCUUUCCACAGCAAUCACGUUCGCUUUUGUGAGCUACUGGCAUGGUGGCCAUAAUUACCUCUGGUCCUGGGCUGUGCUUAACUGGCUCGGAGUAACUGCUGAAAGUGGAGUGAAGAGGUUGCUUUCUCUUCCAGUUGUCCAUGACUUAAUUAACUGCUUUUUGUCCCCAAGAAAUUCUCGUCGAUUCCAUGCAGCUCUGGCAUCUGUAUCUACUACAUUCUUGAUUUUCUCCAACCUUAUCUUUCUUGGAGGAAAUCAGGUUGGCCAAAUCUACUGGAAGAGAAUCUUCAUAGAAGGCUGGCCCUGGGCAACACUCUCUGUCUUUGGAUUCCUAUAUUGCUACGCUCAUGUUGGAAUUGAAUGGCAGCACAGACAUUCCAAAGAUCAGCAGUUCUCCAAAGGGAUGCCCUCUAGGCCUUUCAAGAACGAGUCAAGUUAACUUUGGUGUAUGAUGGCAUAUCAAUAUUCCGAGAUGGCCUGUGUAUGUAUCCCACAGCAGUGUGACUUUGCAUGAAAAAGAGAGAGAAUGAGAGAAGCAACUUUAAAACUUGGGAAGCUAUUGUAAUACACACUGAUGGUGAAUCCAUUCCAUGAGAUACAAACCUUUGUAAAAGGUCUUUUUCUUCUAGGAUUCCAUUUAUAUAUGAUUAUUUUUUGAAAUGUUUUGUAUAAACUGACUGAAGUAGGAUUCCCUGCUACCUUUUACCUUUCUCAGCUCCUCCUUCUCCCUGAGAAUAUUAUACAAAGUCAGCUGGCCCUGAUGAAUAGAACAAGCUGUGGUGUGUGGGUAUUGUAGUGUCCGGACCCAUCUCUUGCUGUUUGGAUAGAUAUGUCUGAUUUGGAGGAGGUGUGGGGGAGGGGGAGGACUUUGGUUUUUUUCAGGAAUAUUUGGUGACAUUUUUCAGGCAGCGCAUGAGGACCAGCCUGCUUUGGAUGAGGCAGAAGGGUUUUCUGGUGCGAGGGGAGACCACAUGCAAGACCCAAUUCAGGACCCCGUAAGGAGGAAAACGGAGAAACAUGGGGCCCAAUUAGAGAGUCUGCAGCCUUCCUGCUCUCUUGCCCUCCAGCAGCAGGAGCCAAGCUGAGGGUCAGAAAAGGAGGGACAGAGGGGAAGUUUCCAGUGUGGAUUCAACUCUUUACAUGGGCAGAUCCUUCUCCCUUAACUCUGCUACAAGGCUAGUCAGAGUUCAUACUGCUCUGAUAGCUGUUAAGUUUCAGUGAAAGGAUUGCACUGUAAAGGAUUGCCCUGAGUUUGAUCACCAAAAGGAAAGAGGGAAGGGAUCAGCCCACGGCAGAUGCAUGUCUCCAGGAAAAGGAUGUUACCCAUGCAAAGUUAAACAUUUCAAGGUGCAGUCCUAUAUACAUUCUGACAGAAAACGUUCGGCAACACGCAGUAUUCCCCAGCCAGCAUAAGAUGACACGCUUAGCCAGACAGUAGUAGAGCAUCAAGCAAUCCCCCACCCCUCACACAGAGAACCAGAGCGGGUAACCUAGAAGUAAGAGCUUUUGUCUGUAGAAAUGUUGGAGAUGAGAGUGUUGAGAUCGUUUUUGGAAAGCCUUACUUUCAUCUGUUGAUUAUUUCACAUAGGAGGGGAGGACGCUGUUUUGAGAUGCUAUAUGCUCAGUUCUCGCACAUACAGCGGUAUGACUGGGAGAUUGUAUGCCUUACUAUAUCUAAACGUUCACAACUAGGCCAGAGUCUUUCAUUUGGAAUUUAUACAGGAAGACUGAA